UCUAAUUUACCCAUACAAUUUAUAUAUUUCAGUUUGAUUUAGUUAUCUGAGUAUGCAACUUACAUUACAUCAAUUCCCACAUUUUCAAUUUUCUAACCUGCAUAAACAAAGUUAGCGGUAAACUGCAGUGAAUUUUGUUAACACUUAAAGACAACAAUUAAAAUGAAUUUAAAUCGAAGUGUACAACACACCAACCAAACAAACGACCAGCAAGUAAACUUCAUAGACCUCCAGGAAACAAGCAGCAUCAAAUCAGUCCACUUUUCACCAUAUGAAUGGAGUCAAGACACAAUAAUUGUAGUUCUGGAAGACCUUAUUAUUGUCGGCCAAGUUUCCAUUCAGGACACCAUAAGUUUAAAGAAACUAUGUGAAAUUGAAUACAGUGGAGCAUACACAGCACUGUCAAUUUCUCCAGAUGCAUGCAUCAGCACUCUGCCAAUACAUAUUCAGUUCUGUGUGGCCGACACAAAGGACUUUAACUUGAGAGUCUACUCCUGCACUGGCACUUCAGAAGAGGCUCAGGUUCACAAGGACUUGGUUGGUCAUAGAAGCUAUAUAAAUGCUGUGGCUUAUGAUCCAGAGAAUAAUUACAUUUCAUCUGUGAGUGAUGACAACACCUGUAGGGUUUGGUCUAUUCCAGAGGAUCAUGAGUGUGUUGCUACUUUCAUCUUGUCAUCACCAGGCAUGGCAACUUGUUGGCACCGCGAGGACGUAUCCAAACUGCUUGUGGCUGAGAAAUGCGGCAUCAUUCGCUUCUAUAACAUAAACACGCAAAAAGCGCUUAUGUCACUCGACGUGCGCAAAAAUCUUUACGACGUCCACUGGGCCCCCUCCGAUUCGCAACUUCUCGGCUCAUUGCAAAUGGGCGAGCUCAUCCUGUGGGACGUAACUAAACCCAGCUGUCCUAAGCAAAAACUGUUAUUUACUCAACAUGGCGGCUCGUUGCGAUUCAGUGCACUAGGCGAACUAGUCGCCGCUGUAAACAAACUCGAAGGAUCACUGAAAGUCGUUCAUAUUCACACUUUACAGCAGAGAUUAAAUGUUCCGAUACAGUUACCGACGAAUGUUACUUGGCACAGUCGACUUCCUGUGCUGUGUGUGGGCGACGAUCGCAGAUUGUGUUUCUGGAAAGUCAAAUCCAAAUAAUAAUUAAAAUAAAACACUUGUAAUCUAGUUAUCUACCCGUGUUGGCGUUUGUGGUGGCAUUUCAGCGCCUGACACUUGCACAAAAUCAUCAUUUAGCGUGAACGUAUACCACAUUCAUUAUACCGCAUUCUUUUUGUAUUGUAUUUUUACACCGAAGGGGAAAAUAAACACAAAUUAUUGAAA
This is a messenger RNA of Dalotia coriaria, 1329 nucleotides long. It is a transcript of the gene Nup37, whose product is annotated as nuclear pore complex protein Nup37. Gene Ontology annotation, molecular function: protein binding. NCBI's taxonomy places the organism in Eukaryota, Metazoa, Arthropoda, Insecta, Coleoptera, Staphylinidae. The transcript has 3 exons. The record is from RefSeq and is a predicted model, not a curated record. Gene Ontology annotation, cellular component: nuclear pore outer ring. Bases 163 to 1146 code for a protein of 327 amino acids.